CAACACCGCCACCGAGUGCAGCUUCUGAGCGGUCUUGUCAGUAUCCGACUCCUCUAAGAACCACAUUUUAGGAUUAGUGAAGGAUUGGAAGGUAGAUCGGGGUAUAGGUUUGGGGCGUGAACGCGGAGCCAGAGCUUGCACUUCACAAAGUCAGGACCGUACUCGCAGUACUCAGAGGGAAGGCUGCAGACACCGCAAUAGAGGACGCGCACCGGCUGCCGCUGGUCCGCCAUCGUCGUCGACGGCAAGGUGAAUUUUUGCGGAAGAGAGAGAAAAUAUUAUAUUAGGGCUGGUAAUGGACCCAGUAGAGUCCGAUUAAAUUAAAUUAAUCUCUGAAUCCGGUCCGGCCCAAAUACUUCCUCUUCCUCUUCCUCCGUCUCCUUUCAGGAAUUUUAUCGAACAGAUUUUCCGCAUCUUGUGAAAUGGGGAUUUGCAGAGGGCGGAAGCGGCCUCCUCUAUUGUUACUCCUCGUCCUCUUCCUCUCCCUCCCUCUAUUUCUUUCAGUGUCAAGGCUUUAUCAGAAUCCCCCAAUCCAAGUAGAGUUAGAGAGAAGUCGCCCUAAGAAAUCAGAUCACCUUAUCCUCGGACCGGCAGCCGGACAAGGGUUGCCUAACCGCCUUCAAUGUCAAGGUCUUAAAGCUAUCAAUAACCUUCAUUCUUUAAAAUCAGAUCAAGACAUUCAGAUUGGGGAUAAGGUUUCUUUUGUAAUCGUUUACACAAUUUACAAUAAUUCUUAUGGAUCACACUCUGCAAGGAUGGAUGACAAAUUAUCCGAUAUUGCAACUGUUGGGAGCAAUUUCUACAAUAAAUUUGAAAGAUCUAUGGCCAUUCUUAAUGUGUUCAUUGACUUCAUACAGGUGUCAAUGCCAAAUAGCAAUGUGAUUCUACUGACUGAUCCUUCUUCCAAAUUCACGAUGAGAAGAAGCCAAGCAACAACACUAGCAAUUCCUGGAGAUUAUUCACGAGGGAAUUUGAUGCUGCAGAGAAUCAAAUCAUACAUUGCAUUUCUUGAAACACAAAUUCAAGAACACCCCAAGAGUUCAAAGCCUUCUAGUCACUACAUUUUCACUGACUCUGAUAUUGCUGUGGUAGAUGAUCUGAGGCAUAUAUUUCAUAAAUAUCCUGACUUUCAUGUCGGUCUCACUUUCCGGAACAACAAAAAUCAGCCAUUAAACUCAGGAUUCAUUGCAGUUAGGGGCACCCCAGAUGGAUUACACAAAGCAAAAUUCUUUUUGGAAGAAGUCGCGAACACAUACAGCUCAAAAUUUAUGCAGGCAUCACGCAUGCUUGGUGAUCAGUUAGCUCUCGCAUGGGUUGUUAAAUCUCAUCUUCCAUCUUCUGUAAAGAAGUUCAACAGACAUGAAGCCUUUUCUGGCGAGCUUAAUGGUGUCUCAGUCCUCUUUUUGCCUUGUGCUGUUUAUAACUGGACCCCUCCUGAAGGCGCUGGCCAGUUUCAUGGCAUGCCUUUGGAUGUACAGGUUGUCCAUUUCAAGGGUUCCAGGAAACGAUUGAUGUUGGAGGCUUGGAACUUUUAUAAUUCAACCUCCAAUCUUCCCAGCAUGCUCUGCCUUAUCUUGAAGAGUGGGAGGACAAAAUACGACUUCUGAAAUCGCAUCGGCUUCAGUAACCACUGUUGUAUCGCCAAAGUCUAGUGUUGUUAAAAUCUCAUUCUUUUUCAUACUUGUCUAAUUCAUUAUGAUUGGGAGAGCUCGUUUCAUCUCUUGUAUGUGCAUUUUUCUGCCAUGGUAGUUGUUUCAAGUGAAAUUGAGCUAGUUUUACUUA
Zingiber officinale is the source of this 1782-nucleotide messenger RNA. RefSeq lists its product as uncharacterized. The coding region runs from base 423 to 1607 and encodes 394 amino acids. The transcript has 7 exons. The record is from RefSeq and is a predicted model, not a curated record. Lineage: Eukaryota; Viridiplantae; Streptophyta; Magnoliopsida; Zingiberales; Zingiberaceae.